GAAAAGAUGGCAGCCCUGCUGUUACCAACGGGUCCUGAUGGCUUGCGGCGGUUCACUCGCGAAUCCUUGGCUGCCAUGGAGCAGCGGAUUGCGGCGGAGCAGGCCAGGAACACCAAGGUUUGCCAGGAGACUCACAGGAACGCAGAGCCACUCAAACCCAGGGCCGACCUGGAGGCAGGCAAGCAGCUGCCACGCAUCUUCGGUGACAUCCCUCCAGAACUUAUCGGGGUGCCACUGGAAGACAUUGAUCCGUUUUACUACAAGAACCAGAGGACUUUUAUAGUACUUAACAAAGGGAAGGCCAUCUUCAGAUUCAGUGCCACAUCUGCAGUUUACAUAUUUACUCCAUUUCACUUCAUCAGAUCAAUUGCCAUAAAAAUUUUGGUCCAUUCAUUGUUUAGCCUGUUCAUAAUGUUCACUAUACUGACCAACUGUUGCUUCAUGGCCAUGUCCGACCCGGCACCAUGGACCAAGUACCUGGAGUAUACGUUCACUGCCAUUUACACCUUUGAGUCAGCGAUAAAGAUAUUAGCGAGAGGAUUCUGCAUGUUGCCGUUUACCUUCCUGAGAGACCCAUGGAACUGGCUGGACUUCACCGUCAUUGUCAUGGCAUAUUUGACAGAAUUUGUAGAUCUUGGAAACGUCUCUGCAUUGAGGACCUUCAGAGUUCUACGAGCUCUGAAAACCAUCUCAGUUAUCCCAGGUCUCAAGACCAUCGUUGGUGCCCUGAUCCAGUCCGUGAGGAAGCUGGCAGAUGUGAUGAUCCUAACCGUCUUCUGUCUCAGCGUGUUCGCCCUCAUCGGCCUGCAGCUCUUCAUGGGGCUCUUGCGACAAAAAUGCGUCCGCAGUCUUGCACACUGCGUCAACUCCUCCUACAGCGCCAACGCCUCCUUUAUCUGUAACAACAGAACCUGGAGCUCCAGGGCAGACUUCCUCAGCAGUGAAGAUAAUUUCUACAAAGUUGAAGGAGCAAAGGAUGCCUUAAUAUGUGGAUAUGGAAGUGAUGCAGGGAAGUGUCCUGAAGGAUUUGACUGCCUAAAAGUAGGAAGAAAUCCAAACUAUGGCUAUACCAGUUUCGAUACUUUCGGCUGGGCUUUUCUGGCACUGUUCCGACUCAUGACGCAAGACUACUGGGAAAAACUCUUCCAUCAGACCCUGCGCUCAGCAGGGAAGACCUAUAUGGUUUUCUUUGUGCUGGUAAUCUUUCUGGGCUCCUUCUACCUGGUCAACCUGAUCCUGGCCGUGGUGGCGAUGGCCUACGAGGAGCAGAAUCAGGCAACCAUCGCUGAGGCCUGGCAGAAAGAGAGAGAGUUUCAGCUGGCAAUGGAGCACCUGCGACGAGAGCAAAGAUUGGCGAGGAGACAAGCCCAGGAGACAGACUCAGUGUUGUCCCCAGAGCUGUCUCCAUUCUUACUGAAAACAGGAAGUAUACGACGAAACAGCAGCAGAAGAAGAAGAUCUCACCGGACCUUGUCUGAGGAAACAGAGGAGGAAGCUGCAGAGGAGAAGUUUGAACCAAUGGACGAGCUAAUGCCACCUCUGUCUCCCUUGCCUGUCCACCCUCUGCUGGCAACUCUCUCAUCUCACCCCCUCAGCACGAGGAGAGGAAGCCAGAUCAGCAUGUUUAGCACCUUCCGGGCACGCAACAACUCGGAGGCCGACUUUGGGGACGACGAGUAUAGCAUUCAUGGGGACGCCUUCAGGAGUCGUGCCAGUUCAACAGCAACACCCUGGAAGAGGAGAACUGGAAGUGUGAGGAGUCACUGCUCACAAGUCUUCACCCCGAGCCUCACUGUCAAUGGUCGUCUCAACAUUUCCCUGGAUCAAAAUGGAGUCACUACUGUGGGCUUGCACACUCCCACUUCCAUCCCUGCGUACAGCAUGGAGAGGGUCAGAGAAGACACAAAAUCCAGCAAUGCAGAGGACCCAGUUCCCAGACCUCCCCUCCAGCCUUCUCCAACAGUGACCGAGCCUCCUCCAGUGCACAGGAAAAGAGGCCUGAGCUCUGUCAGUUUCUUCAGUGAUGCCAUGGAUGAGCUGGAGGUGUCGAGGCAGAAGUGCCAUCCCUGCUGGUUAAAGUUCGCCAAGAAAUACCUGAUAUGGGACUGCUGCUCCUGGUGGCUGAAGAUGAAGGAGUGGGUGAAGUUCAUGGUGAUGGAUCCUUUCCUGGAUCUAGGCAUCACCAUAUGCAUUGUGCUGAACACCCUCUUCAUGGCCUUGGAGCACUACCCCAUGACUGAAGAGUUCAACACCAUGCUCUCAGUGGGCAAUCUGGUGUUUACAGGGAUCUUUACAGCAGAGAUGGUGCUGAAGCUGAUCGCCAUGGACCCUUACUACUACUUCCAACAGGGCUGGAACAUCUUUGAUGGCGUCAUCGUUUGCCUCAGUCUGAUGGAGCUGGGUCUUUCCAAUGUGGAGGGGCUGUCUGUCCUCAGAUCCUUUAGACUGUUACGAGUCUUUAAACUGGCGAAGUCCUGGCCAACUCUCAACACUCUAAUCAAGAUCAUCGGCAACUCUGUGGGCGCCCUGGGAAACUUGACGUUGGUGUUGGCCAUCAUCGUCUUCAUCUUCGCCGUGGUUGGCAUGCAGCUGUUCGGCAAAAACUAUCAGGAUUUUGUGUGCAAAAUCUCCAUCGACUGUCAGCUGCCUCGCUGGCACAUGAAAGACUUCUUCCACUCGUUCCUGAUCGUGUUCCGGGUUCUUUGUGGCGAGUGGAUCGAGACCAUGUGGGAUUGUAUGGAAGUGGCGGGGCAGCCCCUGUGCAUUCUGGUCUUCAUGUUGGUCAUGGUCAUUGGGAACUUGGUGGUGCUGAAUCUCUUUCUGGCCUUGCUGCUCAGCUCCUUCAGCUCCGACAACCUCUCUGCUCCUGACGAAGAUGGCGAUUUGAACAACAUCCAGAUCGCUAUCGCCCGUAUCCAUUCAGGCGUCUCCUGGCUGAUCACGUGCGUUGCCAGUCACCGUAACUCGAAGCGUGACAAGCAGAAGGCUAAGGAAGCCAGUCAGGCCAUCAAGCUGGUUGGCAAUCACGUGGAGAGCAAUGGUGGAAUUUUUGUAUGCUAUGGAGAGAAAUAUAUCAUCCCAGAGGAGGACAACUACAUGACCAACCCUAACCUGACUGUCAUUGUUCCCAUCGCACCUGGAGAGUCAGAUGUGGAGUUUCUCGAAGAGGAGGAGAUUUCUGAGUCGUCAGAGGAUGAAGACAACAAACCGGAGAUGGUCAGCCUGUCAGAAGGCAGCACAGUGGACCUGAGGAAGCCUGGAGAAGAGAUAGACAACAUAUCAGAGCUCGCUGAGGAGAGCAUGGAGCCAGAGGAGUGCUUCCCUGAAUUGUGCAUGAGGCACUGUCAGUGCUGUGAGAUCGACACCAGUCGCGGUCUUGGCGAGGCCUGGUGGAGGCUGAGAAAGACCUGCUACCAGAUCGUGGAACACAGCUGGUUUGAGACCUUCAUCAUCUUCAUGAUCCUGCUCAGCAGCGGAGCUUUGGCAUUCGAGGACAUCUACAUCGAGAAGAGAAAAGUCGUGAAAGUGGUGCUUGAGUACGCUGACAAAGUAUUCUCCUACAUCUUUGUGCUGGAGAUGUUCCUCAAAUGGAUCGCUUACGGCUUCAAGAAAUAUUUCACCAACUAUUGGUGCUGGCUCGACUUUCUUAUCGUGGACGUGUCCUUGAUAAGCCUGGUGGCAAACUCACUGGGAUAUUCCGACUUCACUGCCAUCAAGUCCCUGAGGACCCUCCGGGCUCUGAGGCCUCUCAGAGCUCUGUCCCGAUUCGAGGGCAUGAGGGUCGUGGUGAACGCUCUUAUCGGAGCCAUCCCCUCCAUCAUGAACGUGCUGCUCGUGUGUCUCAUCUUCUGGCUCAUCUUCAGCAUCAUGGGAGUCAACUUGUUCGCUGGCAAGUUCGGCAAAUGCGUGAACAGAACAGGAUUCAUUCACAGUAUCACCUUGGUGAACAACAAGUCUGAGUGCCUCGGCAUGAACGACACCCAGUUCUACUGGACUAAAGUGAAGGUCAACUUCGACAAUGUGGGACUCGGGUACCUGUCCCUGCUGCAAGUGGCUACGUUUAAAGGAUGGAUGGAGAUAAUGCAUGCAGCUGUUGACUCAAGAGGAGUGGAGGAGCAGCCCAUCAGAGAAAUCAACCUCUACAUGUACCUGUACUUUGUCGUCUUCAUCAUAUUCGGCUCCUUCUUCACCCUCAAUCUCUUCAUUGGUGUCAUCAUUGACAAUUUCAAUCAGCAGAAAAGAAAGAUGAGUGGACAGGAUAUCUUCAUGACUGAAGAACAGAAAAAGUACUAUAACGCCAUGAAGAAGUUGGGAUCAAAAAAGCCACAAAAGCCCAUACCAAGGCCUGCGAAUAUUAUCCAAGCCUUCUUCUUCGAUCUCGUGUCCAAGCAAGCCUUUGACAUCAUCAUCAUGAUGCUCAUCAUCGUCAACAUGGUGACCAUGAUGGUGGAAACAGAUGAGCAGUCCGAGCGCAUGGAGUCAAUCCUCAACAAGAUCAACCUGAUCUUCAUUGUGAUCUUCACCACCGAAUGCCUGAUCAAGAUCUUUGCCCUCCGUUGUUAUUUCUUCACAGUUGCAUGGAACAUCUUUGACUUUGUGGUUAUCAUUCUCUCUAUUGUCGGGAUUGUUCUUGCAGACAUCAUUGAGAAGUACUUUGUAUCUCCGACCCUGUUUCGAGUCAUCAGACUGGCGAGGAUAGGACGCGUACUUCGACUUAUACGUGCAGCCAAAGGAAUACGAACUUUACUGUUUGCCUUAAUGAUGUCCAUGCCAGCACUGUUUAACAUUGGCCUCCUGCUUUUCCUCGUCAUGUUCAUCUAUGCUAUCUUUGGAAUGGCAAACUUUGCCUAUGUGAAAAAACAAGAUGGGGUCGACGACAUGUUUAACUUUGAGACUUUUGGAAAUAGCAUGAUCUGCCUUUUUCAGAUCAGCACCUCUGCAGGCUGGGACAACCUCCUGAGUCCAAUCAUGUCCAACUCGCCAGACGAGUGUGACGUUAAUUUUGUCAACACCGGUACCAACACCCGGGGAAACUGUGGCAGCCCGUCAGUGGGCAUUGCUUUCUUUGUCAGUUACAUUAUCAUUUCUUUCCUCAUUGUGGUAAAUAUGUACAUAGCUAUCAUUCUGGAGAACUUCAGUGUUGCCACAGAGGAAAGCACAGAGCCGCUGAGCGAGGAUGACUUUGAGAUGUUUUAUGAGGUUUGGGAGAAGUUUGAUUCUGAGGCGACACAGUUCAUUGAGUUUUCGAUGCUGUCAAGCUUUGCUGACAAUUUGUCUGAGCCGCUGCGCAUCGCCAAGCCCAACAGGAUCAAGUUGAUCUCCAUGGACCUUCCCAUGGUCAGCGGGGACAGGAUCCACUGCCUGGACAUCCUGUUUGCCUUCACGAAGCGCGUCCUCGGCGAGUCGGGCGAGAUGGACGCGCUCAAGCAGCAAAUGGAGGAGAAAUUCAUGGUGACUAACCCCUCUAAGGUUUCCCACGAGCCCAUCACCUCCACGCUGCGCCGCAAGCUGGAGGAGGUGUCCGUGAUCAUCAUCCAGAGGUGUUACAGGAGGCACCUGGUCCGCCGGCAGAUGAAACAGGCAUCCUACCUCUACAGACAAAUAAACCACGAGACCGUGGUGGAUGUGGAGAACGCUCCAGAGACAGAGGGGCUGAUAGCCUCCAUGAUACAGCACUAUGGGCUUGUGGGGGUGGAGACUGUACAGACCACAGAGGACACUCUAUUGUCCUCACCACCAUCGUAUGACAGCGUGACCAGGGCAGCCAGCGACCUCUCGGAGGUCAGAUCAAUAUCCAGAGACUCUGAACUUGGGGAGCCUGGUGAAAACUAUGAAGAAACCUUUCUUUGAGACUCGACUGUGUGGAGAGUGAUAGUGUGGUUUUUGUCUGUUUUGUUUACAGCAGAGAAUAUAACUAAAAAUAUGUCGUGGUCAAAGAGAUAACAUUUUAUAUACACAUAUAUUUAUAUUAGCAGAUGCCGAGGAAAUAGGCUUUAUUUUUAAGUAACUCGCAGCCUCUGUUUAAACUGAACAACCCACAAUCACAGUUACUACCUUCAUCCAUUAGAGGAGAACAGCUCCGUCCUCACUCACCAGAAAAUAAAGAAAUCGAUGCUCUCUGUUUUUAAUGUCUACCUAUAUAAUACAUGAAUAACACAGGGGAUUACAGUUGUUACCUGCAUAUGGCGGUUUUUUCCUCUCUUUAUUCAAGAGUGUGGUCAGUAGGACUUUUUGAUUUCAUGUUCAGAUUUUGUUAUACUUU
This is a messenger RNA of Paralichthys olivaceus (Japanese flounder), 6262 nucleotides long. NCBI's taxonomy places the organism in Eukaryota, Metazoa, Chordata, Actinopteri, Pleuronectiformes, Paralichthyidae. The record is from RefSeq and is a predicted model, not a curated record.